ACGGAAGUGACUGCGAGACACUUAUGGCGGCGCGCUGUCCUGUUCCUGUUUUGCUUGAAAGCUGUGUUGACGGCGUCUAGUUGGGACUUUUGCAUAUUUCGUCAACGAAACUAAGCAAGUGGAGUGUGGCGAAAGUGGGAUUUGAACUGAGCACACGAUUGCCAUUGGCCAGUGUCUACUCGACCUGCAGGUUCGGGAGGGAAGAGACUGUACCAUGCUGAAAACCAGUCACAGCUUACUUGGCAUUCGCACUUUCGUCGGAGUGACAUCUAGAAUAUGGGGGUUUAUUCUGUACAUACUCAGGAAGCAUUUACGGACGGUAAUCCAGUACCAAACAGUGCGUUAUGACACAUUACCUCUGUCGCCUGUGUCCAGAAACAGACUCAAUGCAGUCAAGAGGAAGAUUCUGGUGCUGGACCUUGACGAGACCCUAAUCCACUCCCACCAUGAUGGGGUGGUUAGACCCAAAGUGAGACCAGGCACUCCACCGGACUUCAUCCUAAAGGUGGUAAUCGACAAACAUCCUGUCAGGUUUUCUGUACAUAAAAGACCACAUGUGGACUUCUUCUUAGAAGUGGUGAGUCAGUGGUAUGAGCUGGUGGUUUUCACGGCCAGUAUGGAAAUAUAUGGCUCAGCCGUGUCUGACAAGCUAGACAGGGACAUCCUGAAACGAAGAUACUACAGACAGCACUGUACAUUGGAUCUGGGUAGUUAUAUUAAAGAUCUUUCUGUGGUGCACAACGAUCUAUCUAGCGUAGUCAUCCUGGACAACUCGCCUGGAGCCUACCGCAGCCACCCUGGUUCACCUCAGAUGUCCGAUCUGUCCUCAGUCGAAACCUCCAUCAGCAUCGGCUAUGGGGAUUCAUCCAUCGGAGCUAGCAUCAGCAGCUCCACUGCCUCUCUUUUUAGAACGCCUUAUCUCCUGGUUGUUGCACGACCCCUUCCUCUGCUCUGCCCACAUCUCCAUGGUGUGACCCUUUUUAAGAAGAGGGAGGACCAAGACUGGGGGCCACAAAUACAGAGGUGGGCGCUACGUAUAAGGAAAAGUGGAGAGGGCCAGCUUUCUUUUUCCUGAAUGGAAACUCUUGCCUUAGUCCUUGGAUUCUGGGAAUUCAAGUAUGCUUGCAUUAGUUACAUUUUCUUUUUUUUAGAUGAAAUAUUAAGUAUUUUUAACUAUUGACUAAGGAAAUACUGAUGAAAUGAGACUAAAGAAACCAGUCCUUCCUUAUUUCCCAUCCCAUCUUAUUAUCGUUUAUGCCCCUUGAACGCAACUCUCUCCACUACUAUACCCAGUCUAUCAUUCUUUCUCAACAUUUCUGUAAAUAUUUUGCUUUUAUCAUCUACCUUCUCAGGUAACUGUCAUUUUAAUAGUUUGGUUCUGGAGUUAAGUUAAGAUUAAGGAACAACUAAUAGAUAACUGAUCAACAAGCCUAAAUAGAACUGAAGAUUUACUCAGUGGUUAGGGAUGGACUGGGUCGGGCCAGGUUGGCAAUAUCUUUCAAUUAUUGGGAUGUGUGGAUUUUUACAAAAGGGUUGAACAGGGUGAUAUGAAGUAAUUUUUGAGUUAUUUCUCCCUUGUUGAGAAAAUAUGUUUUACUCUAAAAUAAUUUGUUCUAUUCAGAGAUUUACAAAAAUAACUGAAAAUUACUUGAAUGUUGUUUAGUUGAAAGAGAUGUAAGAUUGUUAACGUACUUCUCCAUCCACAGAGCAAAGAUGGGUUUUCUUUUUGAUUAUUCAACAAGCUUUCUAUUCAUGAGUGUGUGUUCUUCCUUGGACUUUUUAAAGCCUGAUUUAUACCCAUUCACUUUCAACCAUGUACACAUUAUCACAUGUACUUUAAUGUAACCCCAACAUGCCUGCCCAUUGAACAAUGUGUUGGUCAAAAUCACGUCUAUCAGUGUUUCCAAUAAAAUGCUAGGCAUCAUA
Messenger RNA from Coregonus clupeaformis (lake whitefish), 1926 nucleotides. RefSeq names its product CTD nuclear envelope phosphatase 1A. The transcript has 8 exons. Bases 215 to 1075 code for a protein of 286 amino acids. The record is from RefSeq and is a predicted model, not a curated record. Gene Ontology annotation, molecular function: protein serine/threonine phosphatase activity. Lineage: Eukaryota; Metazoa; Chordata; Actinopteri; Salmoniformes; Salmonidae.